AGCGGUGAUGGAGUUGAACCAGCUGAACGACCUGCCGGAGAUGACCGAAGCGGACCUGAGCAUGGUACAGGCGGUGGCCUACACCGCCAAGCUGAUCGGGCGCGAGAGCGAAGUACCGAUGGUGUCGAUGGAUGGUGAAGCCCACCCGAACAUGACUCUGGCCGCCGUUGGACUCGGUGUACUGGUGGCACUGAUCAUUCUCCUCACGCUGAUCGCCUUCAUAACACGCCGCGAGCGAAGCUCGCAAACAAAAGACCCGCAGCUAGAUAGUGCCGUAAACACAUCCGCCACCGGAAGGACGAAACCGGUUGAGACGAACGCACAGAAACCACCGGCCGGACCGCGCUGCGUAACGUUUGCGAACGAUAUGGAGCUGGUGGACGUCGUGACGCGCAUGUGAACAUACGGCAGGACCCUCACAGCGAGUCCUUGUUGGUUUAUAGUCAACA
This is a messenger RNA of Anopheles moucheti, 449 nucleotides long. RefSeq lists its product as uncharacterized. The record is from RefSeq and is a predicted model, not a curated record. Bases 8 to 400 code for a protein of 130 amino acids. Lineage: Eukaryota; Metazoa; Arthropoda; Insecta; Diptera; Culicidae. The transcript has 3 exons.